ACUCUGGUCUGGUAUGGCGGAGUCAACUACGGUGCUCUCAGACUCCCUCCUACAAGUGGACACGACGUCCAAACCUGGAUGGAAGGGGGCGACACUAUUGGCUCACAUCUUCCACGUCCGCUGUAUGAUUGUCCUUAUGUAGGUGAGGGAGUUCAUGAUGUCAAAGGAAGGUUCUGAUUGUGGAUAAUCCAGUCGUAUCCAUCCUCUUCACCAACCCAGGGAUUCUAGCCAUCUCUCUCUCAAUUGACAAUGACAAUGCUCUGCUGCAAUACGAUUCUCCACCACUCCAUUCUCAGACUCAGACUUAGCCGGGAAACAUUCCUUCCAUGCUCAUGCUCAUGCUCAGGCUGCUACGUUCUGGUCCCUCGGCGAAUGAUUAAUGGCUUGCCCCCAGUCUCACUCUCACGAGCUUUUGGCGUGACGAGACGAAGAAGGAAGCAGGAGACCUUUGGCCUGACCUUUUCCAUCUUUUGGAAAGUGGUGAUCACAGCAGGACUCUCCUCCUCUACACUUAUAGUAUGGUCACGUUUUCGUCCAAUUAGUCUCUGCCCAAAAGGCAUUAAAUCUGGCUUGUGACACGGAGGGAUUGUCUUACACUGUAAAUCUGUGUCUGUCUGGACUGCUGUCCAUCGACACACUCAUAAAUUGCGUUCGAGACACGCGCGUUUUUGUCUCGCAGUGACAAGCUCUGAUCUGCCUCAGCAGCAGUAAAUAAAUCGCAGUUAAGGGGGAGAAUAAUUUUGGCCCUGGACACGGGUGGAUAUGUGUUGCCAUGGGAGGGAGGCCGAGAAAUUGAGGGGGAAGCGCUCGGAAGCGGAAGCCAGAGCUUGAGCAGCAAGGCAUGCGGUGGCACCUGGAGAGAGGAGUUAUUCUUAAGACAGCUAGAGUUGGCAGACCUGGACCUGGCGAUUAUGUUGGAGCUUUUUGCGGGUAAAAUAGUCGAUGGCGCGAUGCAGGCGGGACAGGUACAGGUACAGACCAGAGAAUCGAGCUCGGCAUAAAGCGGAUUCCCUGAAAUGUCCACGUUCCUGGGGACGACAUUUGGACUUCUCGCUCCUGACUUGUGGAUGGAUGGACUCGGGCCCAGCUGAAGCCGUGGCCUGUCAGCGAGGCAAUCAGAAAUGGCGAAACUGCGAAAGCCCUUUCUGCCGAUAUUUUAUUGGAAGCUCAGGAUCCAUGGCUGGCCAGCUGGGCUGGUGCCAUCGUCAUGCUCUGACUGGCGGGCGGGCGGGCCUCGGCGUUUGAAAGUAGGCGAAUCCCAUGGAGACGAAAGAGGGCGUUCAGAAAGAUACCAGCGCAAUGUAACCCAGCCAGUGUUUGAUUUCCUGCUCUGCCUACUGUCAGUCACUCUCUCUACUUUAUCGAGAAAUCACGAGAGUACUAUGUAACCGUAAUUUGGAUUAUAUUGACCGAACUCUUACAACCAGGAUAUUUUGAAGGAUUACAUUCUCCUCCUACUCCUGCAGAAUCCAGAAUGAAGGUCGGUCAUCGCUAAAUUCAUAGAUAAGUAGAUAGCCGACUAGAUAGCUGCUGCUGCUGCUGCUGCUGGUGCUUGUCGUUGCAAACAUUGACCUGCUGGACAGACACAAUGCCGUUUGCCUCAUUUGACUGAGCCCUGGAGCGAGCGAGGAGUAGAUCUGCCAAGUGUUGGCAUGGUGAUGUGGAGCCACUCCACAAUCCGCCGGAAGGUGGACUGUCAGUCUAGCUAUGGAGUCAUAUCUGUUAGACACAAGUAUACCUGCUGUUGAUCCAAGAUCGUAAUGAAGAGUGAAUAGGUCGGUGAACUCGGUGGACUUUCUCUUGAGCCAUGGUACCGAUGUCAAUGUCUACACUUCACACAUUUCUGAGAAGACGAUCGUACGAUACGAUCGAGUGAUUAUAUCCAACCCCACGACCAGGCAUGUCAUGGAAGAAGAAGACUUGUAAGCUCGGUAAAAUCUGGGAAGAGUGGUGAUUCACUGGAAUCCGGUACAUGGUACAUGACCGGGACUCUCAUACACCGAGUGUACCGAGCGAGCUGCUCGAGUCUCGUCGACGAGACCGGGACUUGUCACAAGCAGAAGGGCAGUCCUGGUCUGAAGGUUGUUAGUGUAGACACAGUGGCGUAGCCUGGUACGAGUGUACAGCAGCAGUCUAAUCAUUCUCGCAAUUUUCCCAAGGCGGCAGAUUUUUUCAUCAUGUAGUGCCAGUAUCCGGAAGGUUGUUAGGAUGUGCCACUGUGCGCUGCUGCUGGUACUCUGGUACACCGUAGGGCGCCAUGGCUUCCCUCCCUCCCUCCCUCUUCGUUCUUGCGAGAGAACGGGCACAACAGUGAGCCUCUGACAUCUUCUCUGCGCAGUCUGCAAACCUUGCCCUUAGAUCUUGCUGCUGCUGCUGCUGCUGCUUCUGGAACCGUGAAGAGAAAGCUCUUCGCCAUUCUCUUCUCUUCUCUUCUCUUUUCGCACGCAGUGCAGUGCAGUCGAUCACGUCCAUGGUCCAUGUUGCGUGCGUGCAUCAGAAUCAAGAGUCGUGCACGAGGAUAUGGUCACACGCAGUUCGUAUGUGACACUGAAGUCACUGCAGUGUCACAUGGAUGAGUUUGGCCUUGACUGUUGUGUGAGUGAUGCUAGACGUAGGUACCUCUCGAGUCACCACCGACGUCUCGAUCGGUCUGCCGAAACAGAAACAGAAACAGAAGGCAGAUCGGGGGCUGGGUUAUGGCGUACAAAUCCCUCACACUUACUCACUCACUCACUCACUCACAGCUGCGGCGUAUUGCCACCACCACAACGUAACUCUCGCAUUACACCUAUGCAGCUGCUCGAGAUGUCGAAACUCUGUCUGCCGUGCCCAAUCUGGGUCAAGAGUGUGGAAGAGGUGUUUGGGAAGAAGCAAGCAAGGUCGUGCAGUACACAUGUACAUGGCAGAGAAGUCCAAAUCACUGCAUGUGCAAAAGUAUAAACUAUAUUGAAGAACUUGGUUGGAGGUGUGGUGACCAGGCAUGAGUGCACCACCUACUCCUGGAUUGCAAAAUCCCCAGGACCUGCAAUUUCAGGACAUGUAGGAACAAAUGUCCCCCCAAGGGUUGUUAGUCGACACUGUGUGGUCUGUCUCGAGUGCAAUGCGGGCGAUGGCAUCAGAUGCAUAUCCCCUCCCAGCUAAUGACGUGCUGAGUUGCUCAUCUCCAAGGAACCUUACUGUAACCUCUCUCUCUCUCUCUCUCUCACGAGUCUAGGCUUUAUUUCUGCAGCAAGAAACAAAGAACCUUGAGAUUUGUAGAGUUCUUUUGCCACUGUCGCCGAGUACGUUUGUACACAACAACAACUCCCGUGAACAUCUUCCUCAAAUUCUAGAAUCCCAAUCUGUUCGUACGAGGGUACAAAUACGUCUUGGAGAAUGAAACAUACGGUUAUCGUGUACGGGUCGACACUGUUUUCUGGAACAAGUGGACGAAAGCUCCUGUGCUAGCCAUUUGGCUCACUGUUUAUGAAUUGAGAGGAGUAGAUAUGGAGUAUACGAAUCCAGAUAGUGUAUAACGAGGACGAUCUCUUUACUUCGAUCGAAAACUUUAAUACUCGUUUCGUAUAAUUCAUUCAUUCAUUCAUGCACAGGUUUUUCUUUUUAAUUCGUAAUCGAUACUCCGUUG
Molecule: messenger RNA, 3625 nt
Organism: Marchantia polymorpha subsp. ruderalis
Lineage: Eukaryota; Viridiplantae; Streptophyta; Marchantiopsida; Marchantiales; Marchantiaceae
Source: the annotation of a GenBank genome assembly